UACGACUAUAAAUACCAAAAACCCUGUGCUCUCACUCCAUUUUGCCCUCGCCAGUCUCGCGCCUCUUCAGCAUCCACAAAAACCCUAGAAAGCGCCAACCUACCCAUCAAAGGGAGACACCAAUUGGCAAUGGCAUCUACAGAACAACAAGUCCCAUCUGGAAUUACAGCUCCUGCUGCUGAUGUUGUCGGUAAUGCCUUUGUUCAUCAAUACUACCUUAUAUUAUAUCAAUCCCCUGAGCUGGUUCAUCGAUUUUACCAUAAUAGCAGCAAACUUGGUCGUCCUGAAGAAAAUGGUGUAAUGAGUAUCACAACAACUAUGCAAGCCAUCAACGAGAAGAUACUCUCACUUGGUUAUGGAGAAUUUACAGCAGAGAUAACAACUGUAGAUGCACAGGACUCUCACAAUGGGGGAGUACUUGUUCUUGUGACUGGGUAUUUAACUGGAAAGGACAAAGUGAAGCGGAAAUUCACUCAGAGUUUCUUUUUGGCACCUCAAGACAAGGGCUAUUUUGUUUUAAAUGAUGUGUUUAGAUACGUAGAUGAAGCCAAACAUCCAAGUGGGAGCCAGGAUCCUGUUAAUAAUGUUGAACCUUCUCUUACUCCCAAGCAGGAUCCCUCUGCUCCAGAGAAUCACAUUGUUGAGCAACAGGCAGCAUCACCAGAGGAAGGUAAUGGGCCAGAAGUGUACAACCCUUCUGAAAAUGGAGAUGGUUCUAUCAAUGAAGAGGAAGCACCAGUGGCCAAGGUUGUAGAUGAGAUUCCUGAUGAUUCACAAAUGUUUGCUGAUUCUAACUCCAAAAUUGAGGAAGUUCCAAAGAAAUCAUAUGCAUCUAUUUUGAAGGUUAUGAAGGAGAAUGUGGUUCCUUUAUCAAUCCCUACAAAUUCCCCUGUGAAGACUGUAGUUAAGAGCCCAGAGCAACCAGGAACUGCUGCACCACCUAUUCUUCCAGCCCCCGUAUCUGAUGCACAGAUAUCGUCUAACACUGUUACAGAAAAUGGGAAUAAUCAAGAUGUGGAAGCUGAGGGUCCCUCCAUCUAUGUCAAAGGUCUGCCCUUGAAUGCUACACCUAGCAUGCUGGAGAAUGAGUUUAAGAAGUUUGGACCUAUCAAGAGUGGUGGUAUUCAAGUUCGAAGUCAGAAGGGAUUCUGUUUUGGUUUUGUGGAAUUUGAAGUGGCAAGUUCUGUGCAAAGUGCCAUAGAGGCAUCACCUAUAAAUAUUGGUGGACGUAAAGCAGUUGUUGAAGAAAAAAGGUCUACAUCUCGAGGGAACAAAGGACGGUCUUCAUCUGGUUCUGGGUCUGGAUACAGAAAUGAGGGAGCAAGAGGACGUGGAAACUAUGGUGGUGGCAGGGGCUAUAGCCGGGGUGAGUUUGGUAAUUGGUCAGAGUAUGGAAACAGGAGCAACAAUCGAGGAGGAUAUUCCAACCGUGGAGGUGAUGGAUAUCAGAGGGGUGAGCACAUGGGGAGUAAUGGUAGCCGUGUGAACCGUUCUGGUGGACUUACUGUUAAUGCAGCAGCCAAGAAUGUGGCACCAAGGGUAUCUGCCCCUGCAUGAAGAAAUUAAUCUGGAAAUUGGUUGGAGGGGUGGUCAAAGGUAACUUUCGGUUUGUAGUGUAGUCAUCUAUCGAGAUUGUUGCAUAGCAUUUGGAGAGGAGUUUUAUCUUAGAUUUGUUUACGGUUUUGUCUUUGAUAAUAUGUACUGAAAGGUUUUUGUUGAUCGUGGAUAGUAGAUUAAAUUCUUGUUUACCAUACUACUGUGAUGUUUAGGCUUCUGGGGCAUUCGAUAUUGGGAAAUCUACCUUUUUAUUGAUGGUUUUUGCC
Durio zibethinus is the source of this 1823-nucleotide messenger RNA. Its product is annotated as nuclear transport factor 2-like. Lineage: Eukaryota; Viridiplantae; Streptophyta; Magnoliopsida; Malvales; Malvaceae. Gene Ontology annotation, cellular component: cytosol; ribonucleoprotein complex. Gene Ontology annotation, molecular function: mRNA binding. The record is from RefSeq and is a predicted model, not a curated record.